Messenger RNA from Notothenia coriiceps (black rockcod), 534 nucleotides. Its product is annotated as 28S ribosomal protein S15, mitochondrial-like. The coding region runs from base 118 to 519 and encodes 133 amino acids. NCBI's taxonomy places the organism in Eukaryota, Metazoa, Chordata, Actinopteri, Perciformes, Nototheniidae. Gene Ontology annotation, molecular function: RNA binding; structural constituent of ribosome. Gene Ontology annotation, biological process: mitochondrial translation. The transcript is spliced from 5 exons. The record is from RefSeq and is a predicted model, not a curated record. Gene Ontology annotation, cellular component: mitochondrial small ribosomal subunit.
CUUGUUUGGUCUAGACAAAAUGGCGAGCCUCAUAUAGGGGUCGAGUGUGAUCUCCUGCCACAUUUAAAUCCUUUUUUUGUGAGUUUAAAACCCACUUUGUGACCUAUUCUGACCACCAUGUUAGCUAACAUUGCUCUGCGAACCGUCCUGAAGUCUUCAGUCGGUGUUUUCCGAGGGAGCGGCUGCUCUGCAUUGACAGCAGCACCGAGACUCACAGGCGGUUGCUUUGCUAUUCCGCCACCAGUGAGACAUUAUGCUCGUGUUGCAAAGAAAAAGCAGACCGGCCCUGAGAGCCAGCUCAGUGAUCUUCCUCCAACAAUGCUGAAGAGUGGCUAUGCAGCCGUUCCCCUCUCGCAAACGACUGAUGAUCUUGUCAAAAGACUUCUGUCAUUGGAGAUGGCGUGCCAUAGUGACAAGCUCCAGCUGAAAAAGGAACAGCUGAUUGCUAAAGUCCAGAGGGAUGAGAAUGACUACACCUCAGUGGAAGUCCGGGGUGAGUUUCUCCAAUGCUGUUCAUAGUGUGUUCGCUGAAAA